AUGAAAAUAAUGAACAUGUUGUGUGUUAUUUUCGGUUUCCUUCAUGGAAUCUGUGUUUUGGCCGGACAUCAAGGAUUGGAAAUCCACACGGCGGAUGUCGAAGAAAAAAGGUUAUGUUCCGAAGAGAAAAUUUUUCACAUUCAGCAAAUUGACUUCCUUAUGAGAAAAGUUUCUGAACUUUCAGCUGGUUUUCAACAGCAGAAAACGGAAAUAAUUGAACUGAAAAAGGAAAAUGAAAACCUCAUUGGUGCUCUGUCGGACAUUAAGAAAAUGCUUCAAAACAGUAUGGGCAACGAUGAUCAUUCAAAGUUAAAAUAUGAAAAUGGAUUUAAUAAGAGUUUAUUGCAAGAAGUUAAAAAGUCGGCAAAAGCUACAGAAUUGAAGGGUAUAUCUAAAGUCAGAAAAGAAAGGCUAUUACUACCGCUUGAUACAACCCAAACACCCUCUGCAAGUAAAGACAUCAUAGCUUUUUAUGCGUAUAUGACGGGUGAUACCAUUAAUCCUGGUGCCUCGCGCACUUUAAUCUUUGAUAAAAUAAUCACCAAUGCUGGAAAUGGUUAUCACAAUGCCACUGGAGCUUUCAUUGUGCCCAGAACUGGCUUUUAUGUUUUUACAUGGUCCAUGCGUUUAGUUAACGGUGCUUAUCACCAAGCGGAACUGGUGCACAAUCACAACGUUAUGGGUGUGGCCUAUCUCUACGCCCCCACGGGUGACCAUACAGUCAGCGAUACGCUAGUCAUUCACGUUAAUCAAGGGGAUGACGUUUUCAUUAGGACACAGUCCGGGGCCAAUGCUGGGAACAUUGAAAGCGGACCUGGUGGACGUACAGCAUUUUCUGGAUGGAAACUUAAUUAG
Molecule: messenger RNA, 855 nt
Organism: Saccostrea echinata
Lineage: Eukaryota; Metazoa; Mollusca; Bivalvia; Ostreida; Ostreidae
Exons: 2
Coding region: 1-855 (284 amino acids)
Molecular function (GO): protein binding
Source: RefSeq, a predicted model, not a curated record